Molecule: messenger RNA, 5044 nt
Organism: Sinocyclocheilus rhinocerous
Lineage: Eukaryota; Metazoa; Chordata; Actinopteri; Cypriniformes; Cyprinidae
Gene: kdm4b
Product: lysine (K)-specific demethylase 4B
Exons: 24
Coding region: 161-3592 (1143 amino acids)
Biological process (GO): chromatin remodeling; regulation of gene expression
Cellular component (GO): nucleus; chromatin
Molecular function (GO): histone H3K9 demethylase activity
Source: RefSeq, a predicted model, not a curated record
UCACGGCACACGUCGCGCUGCAGUGGGCGGAGACGCGGCCCAGCGCUGCUGUAACACAACCGAGCCUUUGGAAUCCAGAAAACGGAUAGAAUCGAGAAGAAAACGGCGACAAAAAGAGCAAAAAACGAACAAGAGCUGGAGCAUUAGCUGACCUGCAGUCAUGGACCCGGCUUUACCUCCAGACCUGAACCCUGAGCCUGAACCGGCUCCAGACGUCACUUCACAAGCAGACGCCGUUCAAGAUUCUCCAGUCCAGCCCACCCUGGAUUCGAACCCGCAGCCAUACCUGGAACCGGUUUCAGAUCCGACCCAGGAACCCUCUGUAGAAUCGACCUUGAACCCAGAAAUAAAGCCAGAACCAUCAGCACCAGAACUCACACCAGAACUACCGAUCCCAGAACCGGCCCCGGCUCCAGCGCCUCCUCCAGCGGCUAACUCCUACAAGAUCAUGACCUUCAGACCCACCAUGGAGGAGUUCAAGGACUUUGGGAAGUACAUCGCUUACAUCGAGACCCAAGGAGCUCAUCGUGCCGGUCUGGUGAAGGUUAUUCCGCCGAAGGAGUGGAAGCCGCGGCGUUCCUACGAGACCAUUGAAGAGAUGGUCAUUCCCGCUCCCAUCAUGCAAGUGGUGACCGGCCAAUCAGGACUCUUCACGCAAUACAACAUCCAGAAGAAGUCCAUGACGGUCGGAGAAUAUCGCAAACUGGCCAAUAGUAAAAAGUACUGCACCCCUCAACACAAGGACUUCGACGACCUGGAAAGAAAGUACUGGAAAAACUUGACGUUUGUGUCGCCCAUUUACGGCGCCGACAUCAGCGGGUCCCUUUAUGACCCGGACAUCACGGAGUGGAACAUCGGCCAUCUGAACACUCUUCUGGACAUGGUGGAGCAGGAGUGUGGGAUCGUCAUCGAGGGCGUCAACACGCCCUACCUGUACUUCGGCAUGUGGAAAACCACUUUUGCCUGGCACACGGAGGACAUGGACCUCUACAGCAUCAACUACCUGCAUUUCGGUCAACCAAAGUCCUGGUAUGCCAUUCCUCCUGAGCACGGCAAGAGGUUGGAGCGGCUGGCACAAGGUUUUUUCCCAGGAAGUUCUCAGGGCUGCGACGCGUUUCUCCGUCACAAGAUGACCCUCCUUUCGCCAUCCAUCCUGAAGAAAUACAGCAUCCCCUUUGACAGAAUCACGCAGGAGGAGGGCGAGUUCAUGAUCACGUUCCCGUACGGAUAUCACGCCGGAUUCAACCACGGCUUCAACUGCGCCGAGUCCACGAACUUCGCAACCCUGCGCUGGAUCGACUACGGCAAGAUGGCCACGCAGUGCACGUGCCGUAAAGACAUGGUGAAGAUCUCCAUGGACGUCUUCGUUCGCUGUCUGCAGCCUGACCGCUACGAGCUGUGGAAACAGGGGAAAGACAACACGGUCCUGGACCACCUGAAACCCACGAGCCUCACCAGCUCCAAGCUGGAGCACUGGAGGAAAACCAGAGUCACGUACAGAGAGAAGCUCCUGCGCAGAGCUCAGGCGAGGAUGAAACAGUUCCGGCGUCUGAAGCUGGAGGAGGUGAAGGUCCUGGUGGAGGACGGAGUGGAGCUGGAUAUGAGUGAGUAUCUACGUAAGGUGGAGGAGCGCGAGCAGCAGCGACGGCAGCAAAGGGACGAGCGCAUGGCGCGGGAGGCGCUCCUCACGCUGGAGGCGCUGGAGAGGGAGGAGCAGGAGCAGGCGGAAGCGGAAGCGGCGCUUCGGGAGGAAGCCGGUGAAGACGGAAAAACAGAUUCCCAGGAUCCUCCGCCGGAAAACAGAGAGGAGGAGAAGAAGAAGAAGAAGAAAAAGAAGAAGCCAAAGCAUCCCGACGAGCUCUCCUUCCAGCAGGUGUUUGAGCAUUUCGCUUCCAGCGACAUUGAGAGUAAUGGAGCCACUCCCGGCCUGCAGCCAAGUCCCUUCACGAAGCUGAAGAAGAAAGUUGAGGUAAAGAAGAGUCGAAGACAUCCGUUCAGCAAGCCGCCCAUGCGCUCUCCUCACUCCAUAGUCAAACAGGAAGCCUCCAGCGACGAGGAGAUGUACUCUGGGCUGCCUGUAGGUGGCGGCGUUCAGCCGGAGGCCAAGAAGUCCGAGGAGAGCGCGCUGUGGCAAAACCGUUUGCCAAACUUCCUGGCCGAGAAACAGUUCAACGCUGCGAUGGCGACCAUCGAGCCGCACUGCGCCGUCUGCACGCUCUUCUGUCCGUACACACAGCCCGUUAAAGACCCCUUCCACCUCUCAGACACGUCCGGUCUGUUGUCGCGGGUCGGCUGUCGCACGCGUCCGCUGGUUCCAGAGAUGUGCUUCAGCGCGGGUGCCGAGAACACCGAACCGCUGCCGUCGAACUCCCACAUCGGUGACGACGGCACCAGCGUCCUGCUGUCCUGCGGGAGCUGCGGUCUACAGGUCCACGCCAGUUGUUACGGCGUUAAUCCCGACACGAAACAGGAGGGCUGGAUGUGUUCUCGGUGUACUGCGGCCGAAUGGACAGCCGCCUGCUGUUUGUGCAGUUUAAGAGGAGGAGCUUUGAAGAAAACCACAGAUGACAGGUGGGUUCACGUGAUCUGCGCCGUCGCUGUGGCCGAGGCUCGUUUCGUUAACGCUGUGGAGCGAGAGCCUGUGGACGUGACUGCCGUCCCCGACACCAGGAAGAGUCUGAAGUGCGUCUACUGCCACAAGACGACCAAGCAGAUCUUCGGCGCGUGUAUCCAGUGCUCGUUGGACAACUGCUCCACGUCCUUCCACGUCACCUGCGCCCUCCUCGCCGGAGUCGUCAUGAAGCCGGCCGAUUGGCCAUACGUGGUGUCCAUCACCUGCCACAAACACAAACAGACCACUCAGAAGGUUAAAAACAGCUCCCGCGAGCUGUCUUUAGGUCAGGAGGUCAUCGGCAGGAGCAGCAACGGUUGGUUCUAUCGCUGCACCAUCACCGGCAUCGGCACGCAGAACUACUACGAGGUCAACUUUGAUGACGGCUCCUAUUGUGAUAAUGUCUUCCCAGAGAACCUGCUGAGUCACGACUGUCUGAGGAACGGCCCUCCAGAACUGGGCGAAUUCGUGGUGGUCAAGACAAUCGAUGGACGGGUUCUCAAUGCGUCUUUCAUAAAGGAACACGUCCAACGAUACUACCAGGUGGAAUUUCAGGAUGAGACGCAGAUCUUACUGAAGCGCAGCGAGAUUCACUCUCUGAACCAAGAGCUGCCUAAGAGGGUCAUGUCUCGUCUGGCAACUGUGAACCAACAGCAACCUCAGGCGCAACCGUCAGACGAACCUCUGGCCGCGAAACGCCCACGUCUGCCGACACCGCCACCCACACUAGCCAUUGAGCCCUCGGCGCUACCUCCAGGAAUAGUCACCGCUUUCCUGCCCGCUACUAUUACUCCAAACACCAGCACUGCCCCCUGCCUGCCUCCCCCCACAUCACUUCCUGUUUCAGCACCCACACUUCCUGCCCCGGAACCCAGUGAGAUUUACACCCACAGCUCCAGCUACAUAGCCUACAUGGAGUCUCUCCUCAACUCGGACUUUCCUCCAGAAGAGGGUGAACAUGGCGUUGAGCCGAUGUAUUGAAGCGCUGUUAUGCGCUACCAGCUAUUUGUCAAUGCUUCAUACAGACUUUAAAUUCAUCCACUGCAUGUCUUUGUUUCAUUUAUUCGCUGUCGUGCUAAUCUGAGUUUCCCACCCAUGAAUGGUGCACGUGGGACGCAUGCGUGUCAUUAUAGACUGAAGCCGAAAUGGACCCAGUACAUAGCCUUGGGGGAUGCCGCACUCUUCCGACCCUUUCCACGAUCCCUCGCUCUGGUUCUUUCACUAAACGGAAAGAGCCGCCAUUUUUAGAUGGGAUAAUCAUUCACUGUAUGUGCUGUUAAAUUUAUACCUGAUUUUUUUCUCUAAUGAGUGCUAAAUAUUUUUCUAACUCAAGCCAAAACAUCAUGCUACCCGGUCACAGUUCAAAUAGACAGUCUAUAUCUGUACAGUUUCAGGUAUUUUUCUCUGUACUCAAGUGUUCGGGAGGGGGGUGUUGGGGGGGAAGAGUUUUAGCUGGGCUCAUGGGAUUUAACAAGUAUUUAAAUGUCUUUUGUCACAUAUAGGUUUAAUAUUUGUAUAAAGAAAAUCAAUUAUGGCAGCAUCAGAAGCUACAGUUUUCAGUUAGUGUACACAUUUGUGUUACGAUAGAUUUGCGCGUCUUCAUGUAUUCUUCUAUAAUCAACGAUAAAAAAUGUUUUCAGACAGAUUAUUUGUUUUUGUAGCAUACUUGGUAAACGUUGAUAUUGAAUACUAUUCACCUUGUCUGUUUUUUAUUAUGAUUACCGUUGUUGUUAUGAUUGUUAUUUUUAGUGAUUUUUUUUUGGGUGAAUCUUUGCAACACAAUGUCGAAAGAUGAAAAAAAAGCUGAAUUUAUCAUUUUUAUUCAAGAGGUUGAAGUGGCGUACAUUUAAGCGUAUAGUCAUAGGUGAUAUUAAACAGAUACGCAAUCCGCCUUCUCAAGGUGCUAUAGAGGUCUUGGACUACUGAGGGGCGAUCCGGGUCAAGUGACCCACAAUGAGGUGUACAUACUAGAUGUCCUGCUCAUGAAUUGGAAAAAUGUUCUUCAGUGUAACUUCUAGUCUUAUCAAAUGCCAUGUCACAUUCAAAUAAAGGGUCUGGUUGUCGCUUUGGAUUUCUUUUCUCCUUUUUGUUGUUUGCCCAUCCUUGUUUCGUUUUCUGAUGUGAGCGAUUAUCGAUCGGCACACCUCCUCCGCCGAUAUUUGCGGGUUCAUCAUCCAUAUAGCAUUGAGAAUUUGCUUCAGCGCCCCUCUAUUGAUUCGGAAACAAACACUCUGAUAAGACCUUUGCAGACAGGAUCGUAGUUUAGACUGAAUCCAAAACGAACCCAGUACAUAGCUUUGGGGGACCCUUCCCACAAUCCCUUGCUCCCAAUUCUUCGCUAAACUGAAAGAAUGGCCACAUAUGUUCAGAUGGAAUAAUCAUUCAUUUGAGCAUGCCAAAGAUUUUGGAGAAUUGUUCAAAAUGCAAGAUAAA